Molecule: messenger RNA, 1591 nt
Organism: Sinocyclocheilus grahami
Lineage: Eukaryota; Metazoa; Chordata; Actinopteri; Cypriniformes; Cyprinidae
Product: breast cancer metastasis-suppressor 1-like protein-A
Exons: 10
Coding region: 145-1116 (323 amino acids)
Source: RefSeq, a predicted model, not a curated record
GAAAAACUGGCAACCCUGAUCUGGAGCGGAGACCUGAACCAGGAAGUUGGUCACCAGAUCGGUCACCAGCUAAACCGUAACAGCGGCCGGUGGUGUCGUCUUCGUCUCCGUGGGUUGUUUACUGUAUUAAAUAUUUAGUAUAGGAUGCCAGUUCACCCGCGGGACAGAAAAGAAAAUCACCACGAAGAAAUGGACGUGGACUAUCCCGAACAAGAGGCCAGCAGCUCCGACGAAGAGGACUCCGUGAGCUCGUCCGCCUCUGAGGAUGGAGACACUUCAGACAUGGAUGAUGAAGACUGUGAGAGGAGGCGAACGGAGUGUUUAGAUGAGAUGACAAAUCUCGAGAAGCAGUUCACAGACCUGAAGGAUCAGCUGUAUAAGGAGAGACUGAGCCAGGUGGAUCUUAAAUUGCAAGAGGUGAUAGCAGGCAGUGCUGCGGAGUACCUCGACCCCCUGGCCACCCUGCAGGAGAACAUGCAGAUCCGAACCAAAGUCGCAGGUAUCUAUCGUGAGCUCUGCUUGGAAUCUGUCAGAAACAAGUAUGACUGUGAGAUGCAGGCAGCCAGUCAGCAUUGGGAGAGUGAGAAGCUCCUGCUUUUUGACACGGUUCAGAGUGAACUGGAAGAGAAGAUCAGGCGACUGGAAGAGGACAGACACAGUAUAGAUAUAACUUCAGAACUGUGGAAUGACGGUCUGCAGUCUAGGAAGAAUAAAAAGAAGGAUCCCCUCAGUCCUGGAAAGAAGAAAAAACCUGCCGUUGUGUCAGGACCAUACAUUGUUUACAUGUUGCAAGAUCUGGAUAUACUCGAAGACUGGACUGCCAUAAGAAAGGCUAUGGCUUCAGUGGGUCCUCAUAGAGUAAAAGUAGAUGCUCCGUUGAAACCAGAAAGACACCAUCAUGUUGCCCGAUCAGAAGAUGGUCGCCUGUUCUAUGACAACAAAUGGUACAGCCGGGGUCAGGCCAUAUGCAUCAACAGGAAGGACGAAUACCCCACCAGUGCCACAAUAACCACUAUUAACCAUGACGAGGUUUGGUACAAACGUCUGGAUGGCAGCAAAUCAAAGCUUUACAUCUCUCAGCUCCAGAAAGGCAAAUACACUAUAAAGCGCUCCUAAAGAUCCUCCUCAUCUUCCUCCAGUCUCCAUUUCCAGUGUCAAACCAAACCUUCACUGGUUCCAUGCCCUUCUCCGUUUGUCACCAUGUCGACUCGUUCAUGCUGGAUGAUACAUGCAUGUACCACAUGUUUGCACUUCCUAAGUUCAAGCUGCUAUUCAAACACCUGGUUGCCAAGGAAACAGUGAAAGUGUGUGUGUGUGUGUGUGUGUGCCUUGAUGACAAAGAUGAGCCAGUAAAGCCUUGUUCAAAGCAGUGAAGCCCAACUUAUUGGUAUUGCUGAUACCGAACACAUGACAGUUCCCAUGCCUUUUAUGAAAUAUAGAGUCAGUAUUUUUAUUUGUUGAUUUAUGGAGCAUGUCUCAGUGUUCUGAAAUGAUUUAGUGCCAUGUAUCCUGUUCUGUGUCUUUGAGAUGCAUAAUGUUUUAAACAACAGAACGAUCCGCAAAGUGUUAUUUUUCUACUUGUUCUAAAAAA